Molecule: messenger RNA, 906 nt
Organism: Ruditapes philippinarum (Manila clam)
Lineage: Eukaryota; Metazoa; Mollusca; Bivalvia; Venerida; Veneridae
Exons: 2
Coding region: 1-906 (301 amino acids)
Source: RefSeq, a predicted model, not a curated record
AUGGCGAAGAGUAAAGUAGCCCCAAUUAAGCAGCUUACAGUUCCAAAGCUAGAACUUUGUGCAGCACUUCUUGCAGCAAGACUUUGUCAACAUAUAAAGUCAGCUAUUGACUGUAAAACCUCAAGAGACUCAUUACAAACACCAAAUAUUAUAGAGAUUCUAGACUUCCAGAGAUAUAAUUCAUAUAUGAAACUAUUACGUGUUACGGCCUACGUCAACCGAUUUGUUAACAAUUGCAGACGUUCAGAGAAAAUACGUGGACCUUUAGAGACACACGAGAUGGAUGUAGCAGCCAGACAACUAAUAAUACACGUGCAACGACAAAAUUACCCAGAAGUGAAAAAGUACCUGUUAGAAAACAAAUCUAGCAGGUCAAGAAGACCAACUAUAGUAACACAGCUAGAUCUUUUUAUGGAUGACGAUAAGCUAAUUCGUUGCGGCGGUAGAUUACAUAAUGCACCGUUACAAGAAAGCACGAGAUUCCCGUACCUUCUUCCGUCUAAACAUCAAUUUACAGACCUUAUCAUAAAGGACGCACAUAUUGUUCAGCUUCAUUCCGGUACAGCAAGUACUGUCACAUUUCUUCGUCAAAAGUACUGGAUUCCAAGUAUUCGUCAACGUGUCCGGAAAAUUGUUCGCUCGUGCGUCACGUGCCGCAAGGUAACAGGUAAAGCAUAUAGUAUUCCCGACGCCCCACCUUUACCGAGCAACAGAUUGAAACAAGCACCAUCAUUCACUGUGACAGGGAUAGAUUUCACUGGAGCAUUGACAGUAAAAACACCUCAUGGAGAUCUACAAAAGGCAUAUAUUUGUCUUUUCACGUGCGCAAAUACACGAGCUAUCCAUUUAGAGAUUGUGUCAGACUGUGGAAUCAUUCAUUUUGGCUCUACGGCGUUUCUUCAGUAG